CUUGCAUAAAAACCCCUUCCCUCCGCUUCUCUCUUCAGGUAUCGGAAUACAAAGGUUACCUUCCUUUCUCCUCCCACUCACUUCCAGCUCUUCCACCUACCUGCUGCAAUGGCGCUCGCAUCCCACAACUCUCUUCUUCCCACCAACUCUUCCCCCUUUCCUCAAACCCAAUCCGCCCUCUACGUCUCUCCUUCCUCUCUCCCCGUCAAAUCCGUGAUCAAGCCCAUUUCAGCCGUCCACUCCGCCGAUUCUUCCACUUCCAAGACCACCACUAUUCCCGCCGCCUCCGUGGGCACCAAGGUGGCUCCCAAGAAAUGGGCAUUGGACAGCUGGAAGUCCAAGAAGGCGCUGCAGCUGCCGGAGUACCCGAAUCAGGAGGAUCUUGAGUCGGUGCUGAGGACGCUCGACGCUUUUCCCCCGAUUGUGUUCGCCGGGGAGGCCCGGAGUCUGGAGGAGCGUCUGGGUGAGGCGGCUAUGGGGAAUGCUUUCCUCCUGCAAGGUGGGGACUGCGCCGAGAGCUUCAAGGAGUUUAAUGCCAAUAAUAUCAGGGACACUUUCAGGAUUCUCCUCCAGAUGGGCGCUGUUUUGAUGUUUGGUGGCCAAAUGCCUGUCAUCAAGGUGGGAAGAAUGGCGGGGCAAUUUGCAAAGCCGAGGUCUGAUCCAUUUGAGGAGAAAAAUGGAGUCAAGUUGCCGAGUUAUAGGGGAGACAACAUCAACGGAGAUGCAUUUGAUGAAAAGUCAAGGAUCCCUGAUCCACAGAGGAUGAUCAGGGCCUACUGUCAAUCUGCUGCUACUUUGAAUCUCUUGAGAGCAUUUGCAACUGGAGGAUAUGCUGCGAUGCAGAGGGUUACUCAGUGGAACAUGGAUUUCACAGAACAUAGCGAGCAGGGUGAUAGGUACCGUGAACUAGCUCACCGAGUUGAUGAGGCCCUAGGAUUUAUGCAAGCUGCUGGACUCACAAUGGACCAUCCCGUCAUGCAGACCACCGAGUUUUGGACGUCUCAUGAGUGCUUGCUCUUGCCUUAUGAACAAUCACUUACCCGACUUGAUUCCACGUCUGGCCUGUAUUAUGACUGUUCAGCCCAUUUCCUUUGGGUUGGAGAAAGAACGAGGCAAUUGGACGGAGCCCAUAUCGAAUUCCUUAGAGGAAUUGCAAACCCUCUUGGUAUUAAGGUGAGUGAUAAAAUGGAUCCCAAUGAACUUGUCAAGCUCAUUGAGAUUUUGAAUCCUCAGAACAAGCCCGGCAGAAUAACCAUCAUCACAAGAAUGGGAGCAGAGAACAUGAGAGUGAAACUUCCUCAUUUAAUCAGGGCAGUCCGUCGGGCAGGGCAAAUUGUUACCUGGGUUUCUGAUCCUAUGCAUGGAAACACCAUCAAAGCUCCCUGUGGUCUGAAAACUCGCCCCUUCGAUUCUAUCAGGGCGGAAGUGAGAGCUUUCUUUGAUGUACACGAGCAAGAGGGAAGUCAUCCCGGAGGUGUGCAUUUGGAGAUGACGGGCCAAAAUGUUACAGAAUGCAUCGGAGGAUCAAGAACUGUAACAUUCGACGACUUGAGCUCCCGAUACCACACCCACUGUGAUCCAAGGCUCAACGCCUCACAGUCUCUUGAGCUUGCGUUUAUCAUCGCUGAACGCCUAAGAAAGAGGAGGCUUGGUUCUCAGAGCGCUCUGCGAUAUUAGACCUCGAGAUUGGCUUCAAAAACUGCCCAAUCUGUGUUGCCUAGAUAUAUAUGAUUUUGAAAUAUUUUUUAGUUAAAAUUAUGUCUGUACUGUAUAUGUAUCCUGAGAGAGUCGAGCUUUCUGAAUCUCUGAUGAAACCUGAAUAAACAGGAAGAUCUAUAUAUUUAAGGCCGGAUUUGAUUUCCUAUUGCAA
Sesamum indicum (sesame) is the source of this 1870-nucleotide messenger RNA. Its product is annotated as phospho-2-dehydro-3-deoxyheptonate aldolase 1, chloroplastic. The record is from RefSeq and is a predicted model, not a curated record. Gene Ontology annotation, biological process: aromatic amino acid biosynthetic process. Gene Ontology annotation, molecular function: 3-deoxy-7-phosphoheptulonate synthase activity. NCBI's taxonomy places the organism in Eukaryota, Viridiplantae, Streptophyta, Magnoliopsida, Lamiales, Pedaliaceae.